AUGCAUUUUAAAUCCUCACUUGGACUUAAUGGCUUAAUGGCUAGUUCUUCAGUAUAUAAAUAUCAAGAUGAUAAUAAAGAAGUUAAAUUCUUUAGUGGAGGAGUAUCAGUUGGAGUUGUAAUAGUGGACAAUAGAGGAAAAGCUGGAUUUGAAGCAAAAUUAGAUGUAGUAAAUUUAGAAGUUAAUAGUCUUGAAACUAAUGUUGUAGGUUGUGGUAUUAAAAUUGGAAAAGAAGUAGGUAUCAGCACGCCUAUUGGAGGCGUAUCACUUGAUAUUGGAAACUUGAUUAAAACCAGCAUGACUAUAUUAGAUAAUAUUGCAGGCGGCAGUAUUAUGGAUAAGAUGGCUGGAAUCAACAUACCUAACGGAGAUCAAUUAUAUAUUAUUGUAGAAACAAUUAGUAACGGAGAUCUACUGACUAGUACUAAGGCUGGGAAAGAAAUAUGUAUUAACACGCUUACUGGAGGUGAAUUAAUUAAUAUUGAUAAUCCCAUUGCAGAAGCAACAUGUAAUAAUGAUAUUAAAGUUGGAAAUGAAACAGGUAUCAACACAUUAAUUGGAGACUUGAUUAAUACUAUUACGGAUGUAUUAAAUAGUAAUAAAAAUGGGGAUACUAAUGUUACAGAUUUCGGUAUUAAGGUUGGGGAAAAAGUAGGUGCCAAUAUUACAGAUUUCGGUAUUAAGGUUGGGGAAAAGGUUGGGGAAAAAAUAAGUGCCAAUAUUACAGAUUUCGGUAUUAAGGUUGGGGAAAAAAUAGGUGCUAAUAUUACAGAUUUCGGUAUUAAGAUUGGGGAAAAAAUAG
Molecule: messenger RNA, 802 nt
Organism: Dentiscutata erythropus
Lineage: Eukaryota; Fungi; Glomeromycota; Glomeromycetes; Diversisporales; Gigasporaceae
Source: the annotation of a GenBank genome assembly